CAGCCUAACCAUAGUCACAGACUAUACGCAUACGCGUGUUCGUAAAUCUAUGGAAGCAAAUGUCAGCUGUGCUGCAUGACAACAGUAAGGGGGAGUGUCAUGCAUGUUUGUAUAACUCCGUUUUUUUCACCACGUUGUUGAAUGUUACUCUUUCCUCCUAUGCUUGUUAGAAUUAUCGCAAAUCCGUUAAUAAUAUCUGUGUCACAAUGACAUGAUUUUGUACCUUUUAUAAGAAGAGUGUUUGAGGUAUGUGAGACGAGCAUUUGACAGAGUCAGACGCGGCGAAGGAUAUUUUAGUGUGUCGCAUGUCGUUGGUGGUGCUAUUGCGGGAGAGUAGUUGUAGAGAACGCUUCGUUAGCUCCAAAGUGAUGGGCAGCAACAGAGGCUUCUCCAAACAGAAGUCAUUCAACAAUGGUUUUAGGCAGUUUUUUCUUAGUUUAUUUUUGUUUGCCGUCAUCUCGGUGGUGUUUCUGCUUACUGUCCAUUUUCUACCAUCAACACAAGAAGGCACCUCACAGGUUUAUGAUCGUAUCUCCUUAGAAAAUUUACAUUCCCUUCCAGAAGUAUCGCUGUCUUCAAAUUCUCGAAUUUCGGACGCGAGAAAUCCCCGCUGCAGCUAUUAUGACUGUUUCAAUGUGUAUCGGUGUGGGCAUAAGGGAAUUAAUCGAAUUUUGGUGUACUUGUACCCCGUAAAGAAAUACGUGGAUUCAAAAGGGAUACCGAUUGGUAGUCAAAUUUCGAGAGAAUUUUACUUUAUUUUGCAAGCGAUUUUAGAAAGCAAAUAUUAUACACCAAAUCCAGCAGAAGCAUGUAUUUUUGUUCCAACCAUCGACACACUAAACCAAAAUCGCUUUAGAACUGUAGAAACAUCACAAGCAUUGGCGUCCUUGCCCUACUGGUAUGACGGAGAUUACCCCGGAGAAAAUCAUCUUAUAUUUAAUAUGCUGCCAGGUGCAGUACCUGACUAUAGCACAGUUGUAGAACUUGCUCUUGGACAUGCCAUGGUAGCUGGAGCUGGAUUUUCAUCAUGGACAUAUCGGCCUGGUUUUGAUGUAUCACUUCCAGUUUACAGCCCACUUGUUGAUAAGCUGCAAGCACCUGAUGAGAAGAAACAACCAAGGUUGUGGUUAGCCAUUUCAUCUCAAGUCAACUUGCAUCCAGAGUAUAUGAGAGAGUUAUGGAACUUAUCACAGGACUUACUUCUAUUGGAAUCUUGUACUGGAGCUCUUCAAGGCAACUACACUGUGAGGUGCCGAGGAGAUGAAGUCUACAACUAUCCAGAUAUUUUACAGUGUGUUGUACAAAGCCAUACAAGUACACAAAUUGCACACUCAGUUGCAUUGGUGCCAGGACAGUAA
This is a messenger RNA of Schistocerca gregaria, 1358 nucleotides long. RefSeq names its product exostosin-2-like. Bases 306 to 1358 code for a protein of 350 amino acids. The record is from RefSeq and is a predicted model, not a curated record. The transcript is spliced from 4 exons. Lineage: Eukaryota; Metazoa; Arthropoda; Insecta; Orthoptera; Acrididae.